This is a messenger RNA of Musa acuminata AAA Group (dessert banana), 2736 nucleotides long. Its product is annotated as serine/threonine-protein phosphatase PP-X isozyme 2-like. Lineage: Eukaryota; Viridiplantae; Streptophyta; Magnoliopsida; Zingiberales; Musaceae. Bases 1601 to 2344 code for a protein of 247 amino acids. The record is from RefSeq and is a predicted model, not a curated record. Gene Ontology annotation, molecular function: protein serine/threonine phosphatase activity. Gene Ontology annotation, biological process: double-strand break repair via homologous recombination. Gene Ontology annotation, cellular component: cytoplasm; nucleus. The transcript has 8 exons.
GAUGCUUACAUUAGAGUGGGGAUAAUCUGUACCUUUGUCGAACGAGGGUGAUUUCUUUGUAAAUAUUGCCCCUUCAGUGAAAAUAUAAUCUUUAGGGUUUCUUCAGCUUCGUGCUAGUUGAGUUUUGGUAAAAAUAGGUAUUUUUGAUAGAAUGUAAAGCUCUAAUAUCAUGUUGUAUUCAAUUGUAUCUUGUUGUUGCCUUUGCUAUUUUAGAAUCGUGAAAUUUCUUCAUGAAAUAGCGUGUUGGUAAAUGCUGAUUGCAAGCCGUGACCUGUUCUACUGGCCUUUUAAUCAAGCACCUGACAUUCGUCUUGAGCUAUUAGCAGUAAUACAUGUAUGUUCACCUGUAUAGUGGCCUCAAAGCAGCUCCUGUCAGAUUUGCUAGACCUUUGAAUUUAACAUGCAUAUGUUUCGGACUGGAAAAGAUGUCUUCUUCCCGCCAACUAGAAAUGGUUUUCAGGAGAUUAAUUAUUUGAAGUCAAAAUCUUCUGAAAUACACAGGCAUUGAAUUGCACAAAAUUAAGGGAAGGCUGAUAUUUUCUUGCAAAUGACGUAGAAAUUGCUCUCUUGAGUGGUGAACUAGCAAAGGUUAGUAUUACUUGCUAGAUUUUAUGUUGAUGUGAAUGCCAGAAGAUAAUGAUAAAGUCAGUAGAACUAAAGAUCAAAAAAAAAUUUGCCUUACAAUGAUGGUUAAGUUGAGCUAACAGUAAAAUAUCGUGUAAAUGCAUAUAUAUGAGACAUGUCAGAUGCAAUAUAUCAUGUACUUAGUUGAAUUACCUAAACCAUGAAGGACCCAAGUGAUAGCUCACUUGCUGCUUUCAAAGGAUCAACCAAAUUGGAACCUCAUUCCGUCCAGAAAGGACCUACACAGAAAUAAUAUGGGUCAGUCGAAGAAGCGUAUGAUAGGUAAAAUGUUGUUGCCGCUCUGCAAAGAGACCAAACAAGGAAAGGUACAAGCUUAGAACUUUGUUAGCACAGAAGGGUCCUAAUCUUUUUUAAUUACCUUUAUUGUGCUUUUAAUUAAGGUGUGCUAUAUUUACUUGUGGCCUCUCUAUCUAUUCUGUUCUUCAUACAUACAAAUUUGUGGUGAGAAUCUAUCCAAAUAACUAUAAUUAAUUUAACUAAAUAUAUUACUUUUAUAAAACUUAAUGAUGAUAAAAGAUCAAUGUGGCUGACCUUAAAGCAUUAUGACUUAUUGUUGUUGUCAAUUUGCGCAAAUAUCAUUGCACUUUCUAGCGACAAAGUUGAGGGUCAAAUUUAAUGCAGAAGUUAUUUGGUUGUCAAGAAAUUUAGCAUUUUGGUUUUCCUUUCCAACAUCUAAUAUUUCAUAGUGGUAACACUGUCAUAAGUUUUCUAAGUAUUUGAGAAAAAAUAAAUACCUUUAGUAUGUUAAAGGGAUACUUAUUAGAUAAAUCUUUGGGAAACCUUUUUUUUUUAUACUUGAAGUUGAUCUAAUAUGGACUGUGUAUAUUUCAUUGUUAGAUAUGUUAAUUUGUGACAUUUGUAUUGAGCAUCAGCUGAAAAAGAAAAAGGCUCAGUGGGAUGUGACUGAGGAAAUGCACUGGAGAUAUGUGGUGACAUUCACGGGCAGUUCUAUGACAUGAAAGAAUUAUUUAAGGUUGGCGGAGAAUGUCCAAAGACCAAUUACUUGUUUUUAGGUGAUUUUGUUGAUCGUGGGUUUUAUUCAGUUGAAACCUUCCUGCUGCUGCUUGCGUUGAAGGUGAGGUAUCCAGACCGCAUAACACUUAUUCGAGGAAACCAUGAAAGCCGGCAGAUUACACAGGUAUAUGGAUUCUACGAUGAGUGCCUCCGUAAGUAUGGAUCAGUAAACGUAUGGCGAUAUUGCACGGAUAUUUUUGACUACUUAAGUCUGUCAGCACUUAUUGAAAACAAAAUCUUUAGUGUCCAUGGAGGUCUUUCUCCUGCUAUAACAACUUUAGACCAGAUCCGAACAAUAGAUCGUAAGCAAGAGGUUCCUCAUGAUGGAGGCAUGUGUGAUCUUCUAUGGUCAGAUCCAGAAGAUGCUGUUGAUGGCUGGGGUAUAAGUCCCAGGGGUGCAGGCUAUUUGUUCGGAGGGAAUGUUGUUAUGUCCUUUAAUCAUUCAAAUAAUAUCGAUUACAUAUGUCGUGCACAUCAGUUGGUUAUGGAAGGAUACAAAUGGAUGUUUAACAACCAGAUUAUAACUGUCUGGUCUGCUCCUAAUUACUGUUACAGGUGUGGUAAUGUGGCAGCUAUACUUCAGCUGGAUGAGGGCCUGAAUAAGCAGUUCCAAGUAUUUGAAGCUGCACCACAUGAAUCAAGAGGGAUUCCUUCCAAAAAGCCACCUCCAGAUUACUUCCUCUGAGAGCAAGCUUGAGACCUUUACUUCUGCCUCUGUUUAAAGUCGCAGCAAACUCAUCAGAUUUUUUUCCCCAUGCUGAGGUGGGCUUACUCUGUUAGUUUGGUAAGUCCCAUAGUCCCACAUCGGGAAAACCAGACUUGUCCGUGGAUAUAGGUCAAGGUUAAUUGACCGAAUCACGUAAAUCUGAUGUUCUUGUGCUUUUUUUCUUUCCGCUUUAUUAUCUUUUGGUAAAUUUCCUGGGGCUAGCUUUAACAUACUCUGUCUGGUCCUUGUUGCAAUGUACAUGACGAGGGUCAGGUUAGUACAUUUGUAGUUACAAAUGUACACAACUAUACAAACAUUUUUGCACUACCUACACAAAAUGUGAAGGAAUAAAUGGGAAUUCUUUGGGACGA